CGAGCACUUUGCAGAAGUGGAAACUUGUCAAAUUAUAAAUUGGCUUUUACGACCGCCUUAUCUAUUUUAUAAUGUUUAGCAAAAAUUAUCAUUUCAGUGAGAUUCAUAAUCACAAUGCCAUUCUCUAUAUAAAUACCUCAAGCGUGUGAUGGAAACGUGCACACACCAAUACACCAUAGAGUACAUAAACAUAUAAACACCUUCCAUAUUGAAUAACUAGCACAUAACAUAUGGCUAGCAUGAAAGUUUGGCUGUGUUUGUUCCUGAUAUGCGUUUCGUGGUCGCGGUUAUCAGCAUCUCGGCCGCUUACAAACGCAGACGGAAAUAAACGAGGGCGUAUGAUGAGAGAAGCAGAAAAAGUGCUGAAAGUUAAUAUGGAAAAGCUAAUGGAGAGAGGUUUCAAUGAGUCCAUGAGACUUAGCCCUGGAGGUCCCGACCCUCGUCAUCACUGAGUAUGAAUUCUCGUAGAUUUAAAUUUACAGGGAUGUAUUUUCUCGAUCGAGAACCGGUUUAGAAGAAAACUGUUUUU
Molecule: messenger RNA, 529 nt
Organism: Brassica napus (rape)
Lineage: Eukaryota; Viridiplantae; Streptophyta; Magnoliopsida; Brassicales; Brassicaceae
Product: CLAVATA3/ESR (CLE)-related protein 1-like
Exons: 1
Coding region: 231-452 (73 amino acids)
Biological process (GO): cell-cell signaling involved in cell fate commitment
Molecular function (GO): receptor serine/threonine kinase binding
Source: RefSeq, a predicted model, not a curated record